Molecule: messenger RNA, 5050 nt
Organism: Vidua macroura (Pin-tailed whydah)
Lineage: Eukaryota; Metazoa; Chordata; Aves; Passeriformes; Viduidae
Gene: CEP89
Product: centrosomal protein 89
Exons: 19
Coding region: 179-2596 (805 amino acids)
Biological process (GO): cilium assembly; mitochondrion organization; chemical synaptic transmission
Cellular component (GO): ciliary transition fiber; centriole
Source: RefSeq, a predicted model, not a curated record
GGGGCGGUUGCCACGGCCGAGCGAGGGUGAGCAAGGCCCGCGCUGACUGGAGGAGCGCGGCCCGCAGCAAAUCCGCCGUGGCCUUGUUUCCAGGCGGGUCGCGAGGGCGAAGCGUCCGGCGCGGCGAGGAAGCGGCUGUGAGGCGGUGGUUGGAGCCGUUUACAUCAGUCCCGUCCUGAUGGCGUUCCUGUUCAGGAGAGGCCAGAGGGGCCCCUUCAAACAUAUAGCUCAUGGCCUGGUCCCUGCUGCUACCAUAGCUCCUAAACCUGCAGUUCCCCGCACCCCUCCCCCUCGUAGUCCAAACCCUUCUCCAGAAAGACCCAGGUCUGCUCUAGCAGCAGCAAUCCUUGCAACAACACUAACAGGGCGCACUGUUGCUAUUCCUCAGCCUCGGCAGAGAUCCCUUUCUGAAACAGAUUCCACCUUCUUGGAGCAAGAAUGUUUGGAACCAUAUGCAGCAGUCACAGAGCUCAGAAUAGGCUCUAACUGGAAACUUGAUGGUUGUGACAGGUCUCCUCUGCAGUCCCUGGAAAUAACAGGCAGUUAUGGUGAAGAAGAGGACAUGGAUACAUAUCUUUCAGAUGCUGAUAAAGAGGCAGAGUCCAGCUGUAAGAGUAAUGAGAAAGAGGAAGGAAGCUUUAGCACCAAUGCUAUUUAUGCUGUUCCCUGCAAAACUAAAAAGGAGGAGUUUCCACCAUCUCCUAUCCCUAAUGCUGACAAGGAAGUUUCUUCCCUUGAAACUGAGUGUCAGGUGGUGGUGGAUAAGUCAAGUGUGCAAAUAGAAGGAGACCAAAAUCUGGGCUUGAAUUUAAAGGAGGAAAAAUUAGUAGCUGAAAAACUGAUACAUGACAAACCUCCACCAUCCCCAGAUGUGUCUGUUCGGGCAAGGCAAGUAUGGGAAAAUAUAAGCAAAGAAAAGUUCAGAGAACUACAACAAGAAAACUGGUCUCUGAACAGGACAUACCAAGCUCUGCUCCAGCAAUAUAAGGGAACAAAGCAGUGCAUGGAAGAACAGCAAUUAAAGCUGAAGACACUGGAAGAAGAAAACAAAAGACUUAAAGAAGCUGCAGAGAACUCACCUAGAGGAGAGGAGGCAGCAGAAUUACUUUCUCUCAGACAACAAGCACAGGAACUGGUAGAUGAAAAUGAUGCUUUGAAAAUGGUGGUCCAUCGUUUAAAUGUAGAAUUAAGUCGCUAUCAAACUAAAUUCAGGUCGUUAUCCCAAGAAGAGAAUGCAAAGCUGAAAAGCUUACCCAUGAAAGGACCACGACCACCAUGGCUGGUGGACAUGAAGUAUUUGUCACCUCUUCUCUUGGCAUAUGAAGAUAGAAUAAGAGAAAAGGAAGAAUUUAUUCUUGAACAUGAGGAGGAUAUGAAGAAUUUUAAAGCACGAGUUGAAGAGUUGGUGAAGGAGAAUGAAGAUUUGCAUGAACAAUUAAAUAACUUUGUUACCCCUACAGAAUGGCAACUGCUGCAAACUCAGGCCAAGCUGGUCUUGGAAGAAAAUGGAGUGUUGAUGGAGCAACUCAAAAUUCAACAAGCAAAAGCAAAAGAUAGUCACAGACAGCAUGUUCAAGAAGCUCUAAAGUUGGCCAAACAAAUAGUAGUCUUAGAAGAGAAGAAAAAGAGUAAAGAGGAAGAAAUAACAGAGUACCAGAAGCAGCUAGAAGCUUUGUGUUCUACAUGUGAAGAGCUGAAAGCCAAAAUGGACAGCAGAAUAACAGCAGAGGAGUACUUGGCUGUGGUGGAUGAUUUAAAAAGCUGUUUACAGCAGGAGCAGAAGAAGUGCUGUGGGUUGGAAGCUGUAAUGGGAAGGGUAGCAUCACUGCAAACUGAAAACAAGAAACUGCUCUUAGAGAAAAAUAACUUCAUGGCUGACAAGAAGAUCCUGGAAACUGAGAUGCAGAGGACUGAAAAGACAAACAGACGAUUAAAGAAGAAAAUAAGUCUUUUGCAACUGCAGCUGGAGGAAGCAAUGGAAAAAGAAGUCACAGCCUAUCACUAUCUAGCAAACCUUAUUGGGCUGGUGGAGAAGACAGCUAAGGAACGUGAUCAUCUGGUAUUUUUGGCCAGAUGUUUGGAAAAUGAGAAUCAUGGUGUUCUCAAGAAAAUUGUAGAAGGCAGUCUGCGCUUAGGAAGAUUGGAAGAAAAAGUUAAGGUAUAUAAAAAGAAAGCAGCUGAGAAGCUUGGAGAUCUUAGUCUCAAGAUGACUGAGCAGGAGAAAGAAUUUGAAAGGAAGACUCUUCAGUAUGAGGAAGAAAAGAAGCACCUGAGGUGUCUGCUGCAAGACAAACAGGAAAUCCUCAAUGAAGUGCUGCAGCAAAACAGGAAAACAGAAGGGGUUCUUGAAAUCAUGUGGGAAUCCACAGCAAUAGAAAACAGGAGAAUGAGAGAAGUCUUACAGAAAUCCCUGAGGAAGAACAACGCCUGGAGUGCUGUCACAGUUCAUGAACCACACUCUCAGAAGGAUCUUGUUUAUGGACAUGAUUUUAGCUAUUGUGAUGUGAAAACUUCAUCCCCUACUGAAAUGAAAUUCAGCAAUAAUGUCAGUGAUAAGAAUCUGCAUCUCAUCCAAGAAAGAAAACUUGGUGCCUGAAUUUGACUUUUUCAGCAGCACAAGGUGUAAUGGAAUGUUUACUGUCUUCAAUAUUAGUGUACUUUUAAGGUCAUCAAAAUGACAGCAGCACAUUCUCUACUUGUACUGUGAAUAAUGUAAAUCUAGCCUAAAAUAUUACUUUGUUAUUUGAAGCAAAGGCUAUUCAUUCUUAAGACAAAAUGUGGUACAACCUUAAGAUAACAUGUAAAGACAAGUAACUAGUUAAGAGGAGAAGCAGCUGGUAAGCUUGGUGUUCAGCACAGACACACACCAUGCCACAAAACCAGUGAGCAGCAAGACAAUGCUUGUUAAAAUUAAAAGGACAAAUUUCAGUAAAUUGUCCCUAAAAUGCCAGAUGGAGUAUGAUCCAAAAAAAUGUGGCUUGUACUUUUUCUCAUGAGGAAGCAUCUUGACUUCCUAAGAUGCAAGGAUGUCCUUAUACUACAUGGUGUGCCAAAUAUCUUGUCAUCUCAAGGACAGAGAAAAAUUUGACUGUGAAGCAGACAAGACUGAAACAUCCUCAUGACAACUGCUGGUGCCUGAAUGCACAACUGUCCAGUGUGUAGAUUUACAGGAUGCCUGUUGGGAAGCUCCUACUAUGGGUUUGCCAAGGGGAGGAGCUGCCAGCACAGGAUGCAGCUCUCCUCCAGAUUGUUUUGUUCAUCCUGCUUCAGACUCAGUGGCUUCAAAAGCCACCCAGAGUAUUCUCUAAAGCAUGCUUAUUGUAUAUGCCUUUAGACUAUUGACCUGUAUUUGUCUUAGCUUUCAGAUAUGUUGAUUUUUCACAAUAUUGCAUAUCAACUUUCUAGUAGUAUGCAUUACUGUGAUAUGGCUUUAUUUUGGAUUUACAUAUAACUUGCUGGAUGAGCUUUUUGGUUUUGCUUCAUUUUCAUAACAAAACACAAAUGGUACCAGAAAACUGUAACAAUACAAAAAACAUGUAACUAUCAUAGUUGUGUAGCAUUAGAAAUCCUACAGCAUUUUCCUUCAUGGUAAGGCCAUGACUCAGAAGAAUGGCUUUGUUCAGAAGAGGGUGGGGACAGCACUUCCUAUCACACCAUGAUGUUCAGGGACAGGCAGAUGUACAGCUUUCAAGGACAGGUCCUGCAGUACUGUGCAAAGCUAAGAAAUGUACAGACUUCCAGAGCCCUGUCAGAACCUCAGUGCACUCAGAUACUGCCCUGAUUAUAGGAAAGCACCAAAGUAGGUGAGUCACACAUGCAGGCAAGAUUUUAGGAUGUACUUUAAUUACUUUUCUAUAACAGGAAUUACAGGAGUGCAACACUCUGACCAGUUCAUAAAGAUAAAACUUAAGCAUGCCAGAGUCUUUUAGACACUGAUUAACAGAACUACUCUCUAACAGCACAUUAUCUUUUGGUCUCUGCCCAGAGACUUAACAAGAGCUACACCUUUGAAUCCUUUCACUCUCCUGGCUUUUUCAACUUGAUUAUUUUAGGACUCCAUGCCUCAGCAUAACAACCAGAAGCUAUUUUUAAGCAGUCUUAAAUAACGUCAUUAAUAUGUGAAAUUGUCAUGGGGAUGGUCUAUCACUAAAGCAGUCCUGUCCCCUAUGUUCCUUGAAUUUGAAAAAAAAAAUAAUUUGAAAUGUCAGGCCUGAAAUACCUCUUCAAAUCAGUUAGACAGGCAUACACACUCCUCUUGUUUCCACACAAGCUCCAAUCUGCAGGUGUGCAGACUCUGGAAGAGCAUGGAACAUGGCCAUACCCUCAGAUUUUCACCUUUUUAAAGGCAAGUUUGGAAAAUGAAGUCCUUCAUGUCAUAUGUUUUAAUAUAAAUAUUUCUGAAUAUGCAAAUACCAGCUCAGAACUGAUUCAUUAUUUACAAGAUUACCCUCAUCUGGGUUUAAUUGCCCUUUUGAGUAUGUUUUAAGAGUUUGUAAAAAUCAGCUUCACAAGGAAAAGCUAUUGUAUUGGUAAUUCCUUAGAAACAGAAGCAAGAUUUUCAAAACUCUGAAUUUUGGCCUAACUGUUCUUCCACUGAAGUGACCUGACAAUGUCUUAGAACUGUACUUUUGCCACACCUGCUGCCCAUUUUCACAGCUCUUGUUUUAGAGUAGGUUUUAAUACAUGGUUCAAAGGGCAGCACCUUGACAGUGGCACUCUUAAGGCUUUGUUCAGAAAUGCUAUACUUUGCCAUUCGCAUGUCAUUGAAAUAUGACAUUAAACUUUAAAUAAACUAACAUUUAAUCAAAUCCCUGGCUGAUUCUCCAUACUCAGUUUCCCCAGGAAGAAAACUGAGAAAAAGUUACGUCCUGUGGAUGAAAAAGUCUUUCUGUGGCUCAGGAACACUUUUUUGGCAUAAAAAUCCUGUUAUAGGCUAUUUUAAGUAACACGUGAACAUAUUUUAAGUACAUAUGAACCCAUUUGACAUACUUGGACAGUAAAAUACUGGAAUUGUUUCAGAUCAGCAAAAAUAAACCCAUUUGCAAGUGUG